UCAACAUUUGAAAAGUGUUUCGUUAGAACUCUGGUUCCUUCCUGCCUGUUGUUUAAAUGUCGUUUUUGUAAUGAAGCAGACAGCAAAACACCGCGUUUAAGACGACAAAAGUGACUUUAGUGGGAGUUUAGAGGAAGCUCUGGUACAUUCCCAGCUCCAGAAAUGGCUCAGCGUGUAACGGCAGCAGAUGGAGGAAGCAAGAAGACGUCCAGGGUUCGAGUAGCGGUUCGUCUGCGGCCCUACAUUGGCAAACAGGAUGAGAAAGGCGAAGGGCCGUGUGUUCGAGGCCUGGACUCCCAGAACCUGGAGAUAAUCAACUGGAGGAAUGCUACAGAAACCGUCAAAUACCAUUUUGAUGUUUUCCACGGAGAACAAACUUCUCAGCAAGAGGUUUUCCUCUCAUCGGUGAAACCCAUUCUGCCUCACAUUUUAAGGGGGCAAAACGCCAGUGUGUUUGCAUACGGGCCAACAGGAGCUGGUAAGACCCACACGAUGCUGGGCAGUUCGGAGCAGCCAGGUGUGAUUCCCAGAGCUGUUCGUGAGGUCUUCAAUCUAGUCAAAUCUAAGGAUGAUGGGUGGGACUACAGCACUGGCAUGUCUUAUUUGGAGAUUUACAACGAGAAGGUUCUAGAUCUCUUAUCGCCCACUUCCCAAGAUCUCCCAAUCCGAGAGGACAAAGACAAAAACAUCUUUAUCCCUGGCCUCACCCACACAGCCAUCUCCUCCUUCUCAGAAUUCGACAGACACUUUGUCCCUGCAACACUCAACCGCACAACUGCAUCCACCAAAUUAAAUCAGCGCUCUAGCCGCAGCCAUGCUAUCCUUCUCAUCAAGGUGGUGCGAACAGAGCACUCCCUGCCCCACAGACAACAGACAGGAAAACUGUACUUGGUUGAUUUGGCGGGAUCUGAAGACAACCGCCGCACCGGUAACCGGGGAAUCCGUUUGAAGGAGAGCGGUGCCAUUAACCUGUCCCUCUUCACCCUGAGCAAAGUAGUGGACUCGCUCAACUCUGGUACAGGUGGCCGUGUGCCGUACAGGGACAGCAAACUCACAAGACUGCUGCAGGACUCUCUGGGUGGCUCGGCACACUCUGUCAUGAUCACCAAUAUUGCACCAGAGUACAUAUACUACUUUGACACUUUCAGUGCGCUCAAUUUUGCUGCCAAAUCCAAGCUUAUUGUGAAUAAGCCCUUCACACGUGAAACUGUGCCUGUGCUGCAAGUGAAGCGGGCCAGAGUCACAGAUGAAGCAGGAGUUUCUGGUGCUGAACCCCAGAAGAAAAAGCCAAAAGAUGAGGAAAAACCUGAACAGAGUGCUCCUUCUCCACCUGCACAUUUACAAAGUCUGUCAGAACCCUCGGUGCUGGACAGGCUGAUAGCUCUGGAGCAGCUAAUAAUGAGCUGCCAGAACAAAGACGGACUUUCCAUGCUGAAAGAUGUGGCCCGGUCUCGCAUGGAGAUCCAGGAGCUGAAAGAGAAGCAAAGGGAGUUUGAGAGCAAGGCCAUGCUGUUCAGUCAGAUGGCAGAAGAAAAUUCAAGAACUAAUCAAGACAGUUUCUUGAAUUCCAGCAUGGCUCCUCUGCAAAGAAAAGACUCCCGUGCAGCAAAAACCACAAAGCAGCAGGCUGUGGUACAACCUCUCCAGGUAGCUCAGCUCCAGCCCCUUCAACAGCUUGCAGUUGUCAGAAAACCUGUCUGUGUGAAGAAGAAAGUUUUGGACCAUGUUGAGCCUCCAGAUGGUAAAGAGAACAGAAUUGAAAAUGGCUGGGAAUCCCAGCUUGAUGAAUCUCUUCUGGAGGAGUCCAGGCAAAAGAUCCUGCAGGUUCUCAACACUGGGUCUCUCAAAGAACUGAAAGGUCUGCAGCAGAUAGGCGACAAAAAGGCCAAGCUGAUUCUGGGCUGGAGGGAGAUCCACGGCCACUUCUCAAAGGUGGAGGAUCUGGUACAAGUUGAAGGCAUGACACAAAAGAGGUUUUCCUCCUUCAUGAAGGCAAACAUCCUAAGUGUUGUGGGGAAGUGACUGCCUUUUUUUUGUUGUUGUAAAUACAAGUUGUACUAAAGAUCAUGUUACUAUAUACUUUGCAUCCUAGUUUUGUUUUUGCUUUUUUAACUGCACGGAUUUUUGCAUUGUAUCAU
Messenger RNA from Thalassophryne amazonica, 2138 nucleotides. It is a transcript of the gene kif22, whose product is annotated as kinesin family member 22. The record is from RefSeq and is a predicted model, not a curated record. Lineage: Eukaryota; Metazoa; Chordata; Actinopteri; Batrachoidiformes; Batrachoididae. The transcript is spliced from 13 exons. Gene Ontology annotation, molecular function: microtubule motor activity; microtubule binding; ATP binding. Gene Ontology annotation, biological process: microtubule-based movement; mitotic spindle organization. The coding region runs from base 163 to 2022 and encodes 619 amino acids.